This is a messenger RNA of Paramuricea clavata, 1162 nucleotides long. The record is from the annotation of a GenBank genome assembly. Lineage: Eukaryota; Metazoa; Cnidaria; Anthozoa; Malacalcyonacea; Plexauridae.
AUGGCGUCAGCAGAGGUGAGAAACACGUUUGGUCAAAUUUAGCGACAUUCCUCUUACUCGUGCGGGUUUGUAUUGUCAGCAGAUAUCUCGCACAAAAUUGGCCGAAGCAAAUGGAUAAAGCAAAACAUUGCAAAUUUGAUUCGCUGUUCUGCUGCAUAUACUUCCACCAUGAUACAACUCCAGAUAGAUUGCCCCGUUAUAAUUAAAGAAAGCAAAUUUGUUUUUUACAGGUACAUGAUGAUUAUCGAGGUUUUUGUAACUUUGUUUCUCGUUUGGUUCAUUUGGUAUUUCAUCUCAACCUAUAUGAGAAGAAAGAACAUGCCUGCUGGACCAUUUCCCUAUCCCUUCGUUGGCAACCUUCCUCAAAUCAUCUCUGCAGAUCCUAUCAGACCAUUUCAUAAACUAGCUGAGAAAUACGGAGAUAUUUUCACUGUUACUUUUCUUUUACUCGAAAGAAACUGGUAUUCCAGGCUUGAUGCUGAAUGUGGUUCUUGCGGGAGCAGCAACUAGCUCAACAUGGCUAACUUGGUUUUUUCUAUAUAUGGUCUUAUAUCCCAAAGUGCAGAGCAAAAUACACGAGGAAUUGGACGAAGUCGUGGGACGUGAUCGUCUACCGAACUGGAAAGAUGCAAAAAGUUUCCCAUAUCUUCAAGCUACCUUAUGUGAAGUCGGAAGGGCAUCAGGUACGACGGCGUUCAUCGGAACAAACACGAUUCGUGACACAACCACCGCUGGUUAUCACAUUCCAAAAGGAACAUUUGUUGGCCUGAAUAUUCCGAAGGUGCAUGAAGAUGAACGAGAAUGGCCAGAACCGGAGAAAUUUAAACCUGAAAGAUUUCUGGAUGAGGAUGGCAAGUUCGUCGGCUGGAAUAAACUACAUGGAUUCAUGCCGUUUAGCGUUGGUCGUAGAGAAUGCCCUGGUCAAUCGUUGGCGAAGAUAAUGAUGUUUUCUUUUUCUUCACUGUUAUUACAUCAUUACAAUAUUGAAUUGCCUAAAGGAGCAGAGACGCCAAGUACUAAAGUGACGACCCCGAAAAUCUUCUCUCUACCAGAUGAUUUUCUAGUUGUUGCAAAGCCACGAGAGUUGAAAUUACAAGACUGAAGGCAAAGCUUUCAUAUAAUUAUUGAUUUUUUUAAUGUUUAUUUUUUUGUAACAGUAACA